Molecule: messenger RNA, 702 nt
Organism: Aspergillus welwitschiae
Lineage: Eukaryota; Fungi; Ascomycota; Eurotiomycetes; Eurotiales; Aspergillaceae
Exons: 3
Coding region: 334-651 (105 amino acids)
Source: RefSeq, a predicted model, not a curated record
UCGAGAUGAGACUGAGAUAAGGGAUGAUAUAUUAGUCUGUGUAGUAUCUAUGGGUGUUGAACGAUUCAUUUGUCUACCUUGUCCUCAGCAAUAUGCUGCACGCCAUCUUGCUCAUAGGCAUAGAUAGUAUUAUUAUAAAUACUGCCAUAAACAACCUGACUACCAGCCUGGUUGUGAACUGUGUUGUCUCUGUUGUCAAACGUGUUUCCGUCACCCAUCUCGUCUCAGCAGGAACUAUGAUUAAUCGGAGAAACAGAUGAUUUGAUGUGGAGUUGUUCCUGGCAAGGAUGAAGGUGGGAUGGAGUGAGGAGGUACAGAGAAUUCGAAGUUAAGAUGUGUCAUGCUGUUUGGCCUGACAGUUGCUGCCCUACAACAGCACUUCGCUGUCCAGCUCAACUAGCUCCACCAUACUUUGUGGAAUCAUUUGCCUCGAAGCUCAGUGGGGACUGCAGGUAUCAAUAUGCAAUAGUUACAUGCCAGGAUAAUAUUGGCCAGGCUUGCAUGAAAGGCCUCCAGAGCAGGCUAUUCCCACCAAAUCUGAGGAGGGGCAGGAGGGGAACGCAGCAUGAGUGGGUCGGCUGGAGUAUCCCCUGGUCUAUGCAGGUACUUUCUUGCUCUGGGCUGGUACUGCGAUUCAUAAUUCAGUGUUAGAAUUGUAUAUUAGCUUUGAACAAAAACAGCCUAAGCUUCGGUCGAUUGGCG